This is a messenger RNA of Rhodamnia argentea, 1502 nucleotides long. RefSeq names its product cytochrome b561 and DOMON domain-containing protein At5g47530-like. The transcript is spliced from 3 exons. The record is from RefSeq and is a predicted model, not a curated record. Bases 118 to 1314 code for a protein of 398 amino acids. Lineage: Eukaryota; Viridiplantae; Streptophyta; Magnoliopsida; Myrtales; Myrtaceae.
CCAUGUGUUCAUUGCGAAUCGCGAUAUUAUCAGUCAACAUUCGCAGUUCCACCAACCCCAACUCGUUUUUUCUCGAGAAACUCUUGUUCCUCAAGGGCGUCUUGAGUAGCGACCGCCAUGAACGGAGCUCGUGCCGACUCGCCCCACCUUGCCCUGCUUUCGCUUGCUCUGUUCUCUCUGUUUCUCGCUCCAUCUCUCGCUCAGACAUGCCAGAGCUACGCCUUCUCGGGCAACAGGGUCUACGCGUCCUGCGUUGACCUCCCGGUCCUGAGCUCCUACCUUCACUGGAACUACAAUGAUACCUCGUAUGUCGCGGACAUCGCCUUCCGGGUCACCGGAGCCACGUCGUCCAACUGGGUUUCCUGGGCCAUCAACCCCUCCGGCCUCCAGAUGGUGGGCUCGCAGGCGCUCGUCGCCUACCAGAACUCGAGCGGGUCAGUGUGGGCCUACACCUCCCCGGUGGACAGCCUCCAGACGUCUCUGUCGCCGGGGACCCUGAGCUUCGGGGUGUCGAACAUCUCGGCGGCGCUCGAGAGCAGCGAGAUGACCAUCUUCGCGACGCUGCAGCUGAGCAGCGGAAUGACGACGGUGAACCAGGUGUGGCAGGUCGGCCCCGUGGAGAACGGGUCCCCCGGAACGCACCCGACGAGUGGGGCCAACGUUGAGUCAGUGGGGACGCUGAACUUCCUGUCCGGGACCACUGGGGGGACCGGCGGAUCCGGAAGCUCGAGGCAGCGGCGGAGGAAUGUGCAUGGGGUGUUGAAUGCGGUGAGUUGGGGGACACUGAUGCCGAUGGGAGCAUUGAUCGCCAGGUACCUGAAGGUGUUCCAAUCGGCCGACCCUGCGUGGUUCUACCUCCACAUCUCGUGCCAGGCCUCGGCCUACGCUGUCGGCGUCGCCGGCUGGGCCACCGGCCUCAAGCUCGGGAGCGAGUCCUCAGCCAACAACAAGGUCCACGGCAACAUCGGCCUCGCCCUUUCCGUCCUGGGAACUCUGCAGGGAUUCGCUCUGCUUCUGAGGCCCAAGAAGGAUCACAAGUACAGACUCUACUGGAACAUGUAUCACCACACGGUCGGAUACACGGUGAUCGUCCUGAGCAUAGUCAACGUGUUCAAGGGGUUGGACAUAUUGGACCCGGAACAGAAAUGGCGGACCGCGUACAUCGCGAUCGUGGCCUCCUUGGGGGCCAGCGCCGCAGUUUUGGAAGCCAUCACUUGGUACAUCGUCAUCAAGAGAAAAAAGGCAGCAUCCUCAGCUCCGAAGAUCUCUCACAGCACGAAUGGAGACGACGGUUACAGAAAUGGCAGAGUAUAGUACGAGGUUUUACUCAUAGAUUAUGAUUUAAUUUUGGAUUUUCUUGAUUUUUUUUUUUGUUCAGCUCCUUGUUGAGGGUCUGUUGUAUGACCCAUAUGAUAGAGAGAGCCUUUUAUUUUUAUUUUUUAUUAUUUUUUUCUUGUUAGGCUUAUACAUAAAUUGGAGGUGGGUGUCCUUUUAUUCAUGCA